Hermetia illucens (black soldier fly) is the source of this 3224-nucleotide messenger RNA. RefSeq names its product interferon-inducible double-stranded RNA-dependent protein kinase activator A homolog (gene loqs). The transcript is spliced from 5 exons. Lineage: Eukaryota; Metazoa; Arthropoda; Insecta; Diptera; Stratiomyidae. The coding region runs from base 208 to 1341 and encodes 377 amino acids. The record is from RefSeq and is a predicted model, not a curated record.
AAAAAAUCCGACUGAAUGGAAUAGGCCGUGAAAAAGCGAUCGAUAAUUCCUACAAAUCUUGGCACAUAUUUUAGCAGUUUUCUCUUGUUGAUAUUUUUCCAGUAGACAGUCAAUCUAUGGAACUUUUACUAACUUAUUGAAUAUCAUUAUAUAUUUUAGUUGGCUUAAUUGUAAAUAAGACAGUGUGCGUGUGUUAUAACCCUAAUUAUGGAGAAACCUCAUACGGAGGAGCAAAUUGGAGGCUUCGCCCCGCGACGCAGAAGUGGAAGGAGCAAAACGCAAAAUUUAUCAUUUGAGGAGUUAUCUUUGGAGGAUGCUAUGAAAAUUCAAUACCCACAACAGGAAAUACCAAGUAUGGCUAUGAAAACGCCAGUUUCUAUUCUACAAGAGUUAUUAAGUCGACGUGGUAUUACACCAAGUUACGAAUUAGUUCAAAUCGAAGGAGCAAUACAUGAACCAACAUUUCGUUAUCGUGUUUCUUUUAACGAUAAAGAUGUACCUUUUACCGCUAUGGGCGCUGGUCGUUCCAAGAAGGAAGCUAAGCAUGCCGCUGCUAAGGCAUUAAUUGAUAAAAUGACAGGUGUUGUGGUACCAGAUCAUUCAAGUGGAAAUAUGACACAAACCGUGAGCGCAAAUGGUGAUGGAGAAAGUACCCCAAUUGGAGGGAACAAUUAUGAUGAGGUUCUAGGCAAUCCAAUCGGCCUACUCCAGGAGAUGUGCAUGGCACGACGUUGGCCCCCACCGACGUAUGAAACGGAAAUGGAAGUAGGAUUGCCCCAUGAACGACAGUUCACUAUUGCAUGUACGAUAUUGAAGUAUCGUGAAACUGGAAAAGGAAAAAGUAAAAAAAUCGCUAAAAGGAUGGCAGCGCACAAGAUGUGGACGCGAUUGCAGGAAAAUCCCCUGGAUCCAAAUCAAAUUAAUCAAAUCGUAGAUGAAAAUGUCAAUGAAGAAAAUCGUGUUGUCUUGAAUCGAUAUGCGGAUCUUAAAGAGGCUCAUAUACAAGUCUUAACAGAUGCAUACAGUCAUAAAGUAGCGCAAUUCCAUAAGACGCUGAAAGCUUCAACCGGAGAGAAAUUAUCGAAAUUGCAGACAACAUGUCUCAAUAAUAAAGAUGUCAAUUUCGUUCAAUUCCUCGAAGAAAUUGCUGCUGAACAUCAUUUUGAAGUGACAUACGUUGAUAUUGAAGAGAAAACGUAUUCCGGUCGUUUCCAAUGUCUUGUCCAAUUAUCAACAUUACCAGUGGCUGUAUGCCAUGGAUCGGGGGCUACAUCAAAGGAAGCCCAAUCGAGUGCUGCACGAAAUGCUCUCGAGUAUUUAAAAAUAAUGACAAUAAAAUGAACGUAACAACUAAUGUGUAUUGAGAGGAAAGCAAAUGUAUGAUGCUGAUAAUAAUUGCAAUUUUUUCCUUGAAAAUGAACAAAAAAAAUAUUGAGAGAGAUACAGCAAAAAUACAGUAAACUCGUCAAUAUUUCUCGUACAUAAUUUAAAAUCACCAGAGUUUUAUUGGAUCUGUUAGGGCGUCUCCACGAUUUUCUUUAAGUUAUAUUCAUGAAAUGCAGUUGGACGUGUUGAAAUCUGUUUGAAAACAUCCCAAAAGUUACAGUAAUUGUUUUAUGAAAGAGAGAAAUUAUGAAAUUUUAGUGGAAUCCAGACUGCAUUCUCAGCCGAAUUAAACGUUAUUGAUUUGUUUUAAUGAGUCCCAAGAUUAGGUUUCUAAAUAUCAAACAUUUUCACAACGGAAUAUCUCGAAAUUUAGCUCUAGUAAUUUAGGAAGAAUUGUGAAAGUAAUUUCGAAACUCACGUAUUUCUACUGCGUCAAAUGCAUGUCUUGAAUAAACACUAAACUGCGAUUACUAAGUAGCAAUGAAUGCAAACAUAACUACAUACACAUGAAACUUGUAAUGCAAAGUAGAUCAGGCUAGCUCUACGUACGUACAAUGAAAAUUGUUUCCGAGUACAUAAAUUAAGUUUGGAUAAUGCAAAUCUCUGUAAACUCUGGAUAAUGUUGAAAAUCUAAUUAAAGACAACAUCAUACAUAGAUAAUUAAGGAGACGUUGGAAAAGCGAACCGGGCCACUGCUGACAUAGUUGUAGAAUAUUUGCGAGUAUGUUUGUUGGGAAUUCAUAUUGAAAGGAGAGAAUUAUGCAUACCGGCAAAUAUGAAGACGGCUUGCAACAUAUAAACCGAAGGUCCUUGCAGGCGUGCAGCAGCCAGGCAUUCUGUACAAGCUAUACUUUGCAUAGAAAUAAGGUCGUGUCCAUAUAUUAUUUUCGAUUAUUUUUCUUUUGAAUAUUUCAUAUGUAGACAUAUAGGUAUGUGUACACUUGAUAUGAUCACAUGCGCGAUGUGAUUGUAAUUUGCUUAAUUUUUGCUUUUGAUCCUUAACAAAUAUUCAAAGAGAAACGAUAGAGGAAGUAACAUUAUUUUAAUGCAAAGUACAGAGGUUGUAAUUAUUAUAAUUUUAUUCUUCUCGUUUUAGUUAAGAGAAAAAAAAAAAAGUUUUGUGAAAAUAAAAAAAUAUAUUACUAACAAGCAAUGCGGAUAUUUCCGCAAAUUUUAUUGGAUUGCAGUCAAAAGGCGAAUUUACCAAACCAUUUUCUAUUUAUAUUCUUAUACAAUUGUUAAAGAAACCUGAGUAGUAAUCACUUGAAGACGUGGUUUUAUCAAAUUGAUUAGAAUUAGUGAAUAAACAGAUAUUGCACAUAAAUCGGUUCUUACCUUCUUUUCUUUUGUAAAGAUCAUGUCGAAGCUGACUCACAACAGAAAAAAAUAGACUUAUGGAAACACAAACAAGUAAUCAAAUUACUUAAAAACCUCCCCUCAAGAUGAAAUAGAAAAACAAAAAGCUUGGAUUCAUACAUUACGAUUCGAGCAAGCACAUUACACAGUAAUUUAUUUGGAAUUUUUACAAACAUUUAGUGAUAAAACCAAUUCACUUAGUCCCAUUAAAACAAUUCAUCAAACUUAUCAGAUUGAGACUAAAAUGCAAUGAAAUAUUAUCUUGCGUUAAACAUUUAAUUCUGAAUUUUCGUCAACAAUACAUAAAUAUGCUUGGAUAUCAGUACAUGUCGCUAUAUAUGUUUGAUACUUUUUUUUUUCUGUACACGUCACGUAUCUCCAGUGUAAGAUCAUUCGACUAACAUACUAUGUUCACAUAAGUAAUCAUAAUCAUAAAUAUCAUUGUGGAAAAUUCAAAUAAAGUAAAAUGAUAAUGUGGAAAA